Aplosporella prunicola CBS 121167 is the source of this 1673-nucleotide messenger RNA. RefSeq lists its product as uncharacterized. The record is from RefSeq and is a predicted model, not a curated record. Gene Ontology annotation, cellular component: mRNA cleavage and polyadenylation specificity factor complex. Bases 340 to 1224 code for a protein of 294 amino acids. Gene Ontology annotation, biological process: mRNA 3'-end processing. NCBI's taxonomy places the organism in Eukaryota, Fungi, Ascomycota, Dothideomycetes, Botryosphaeriales, Aplosporellaceae. The transcript is spliced from 3 exons. Gene Ontology annotation, molecular function: mRNA binding.
CAGGUUUGGAAAAGGCGCGACAGCGGCGGCGCCCAGCGGUAAGGAUCUUCGCGGUUAUCGGAGCCGGCUGAGCGCUGAUUCGUGGAUCGGUUGGGUUGGAGGUUAGUUGUGCGUCGAAGAACGGUGAAUGGUGGAGGGUCGCGCGAGUAAGUCUCCGGGUAAGCUGUGGAUGUGAUGAUGCAAACGCACGGAUGAAACCGCCAUGAGCUUGGCUCCAAAGAAACCAUCUCGCUGCUCGUCUCAUUGACUCUCUCCCCUCGCAAUCCCUCCAAGCCUGCCUUGUUCUGCCGUCCAAUUACCAGCGCGUCUGCGGUCAAUCACAUAGGGCGCCGUUUCACCAUGCCUCCCCAAGAAAAGGGCGGGCGCGUCGUCUUUAUCGGCAACAUCCCGUACGGUGUUAGUGAGGAGCUUAUCACCGAGACCCUCAGCCGUGUCGGCAACGUCCUCACCUUCCGCCUCGUUUACGACAAAGACACCGGCAGGCCCAAGGGCUUCGGUUUCGCAGAGUUCUCCGACGCCGAGGAAGCGGGCUCUGCUGUGCGCAACCUCAACGACUACGAGCUUAUGGGCCGCAAGCUGAGGGUCGAUUACUCCAACGACAACGGUGCAGGCGACAGCGCGCCUGCCAACUACAAUCCACAAAUAAUGCCGCCAGCCAACGGUCAAGAGGCACUGCCUGUGGCUGCCCUGCCGCCAUUGCCGCCCGGAGUCGACGUCCCACCCGAUCUCACCUGCCCUGAUGCCAUUUCGAAGACCCUACAGACGCUGCCCCCGCCGCAGCUGCUCGAUAUUCUUUCCCAAAUGAAGAACUUGGUCACGAACGACCCCGCAAAGGCCACCGAGCUCCUGCGCCAGGCGCCUCAACUGUCUUUCGCCAUCUUCCAAGCUCUACUCCUUCUGGGUCUGAUCGAUCAAUCCCUCCUCACAUCUGUCGUCGACACUGCCACCAUCCCGCAAGCGGCACCGCAGCCGCCGCGCGCAUACCCCGGAUACCCUCCGCAGACCGGUCGUGGUCCGAUGCCCGUGCCCACGCCGCCUGUUGGCAACCCAUACCAGCAGCCUCCGCCCGUGCAGCAGCAACCGCCACCGCAGGUGGUGGACCAGCAAGAGCUCAUUCGCCAGGUGCUGUCGAUGACACAGCAGCAAAUUGCAGCCCUGAGGCCAGAGGACCGCGUGCAGAUCGAGCAACUGAGGGCAAGCUUGAUGGGAGGACAGGGGUUCUAGAGGGCAGAAUAGUGUUCUCCCGAUAAUAAUCUAUGCAGCACGAGGAUGAGGGUGUCGAGAUUUGCGAGGACCCAAUCGAUUCUCCGAAUGGAAUGAAACGAAGCACAACAUACCAUGUCACGGCGGACAGGCAGCCUGGCAGAUGUUCCUCAUGGGCGAGUGUGUUGGGCGAGGAUGACACAACGUCUGAAGGCGGCAGGGCGGGGAAGCGACAAUAAGGGCAGGCAACGGAUGGCCAAAAGCAGUUUGGUGUAUUGAUACCCGUCGCGAGGAUGAUUGACAUUUGACAUGAUAGCGAGACGUGUAAAAUGCCGCAUGAUUGGCCAGAGGCCUGGAACGGGCAAGUACUUUAGCACCAUAGCAGAAAAUUGCGACUUCAAGGUCCAUGAAAUAUGUACCAAAAAUCAAGCACACAAGCAACUCCACCUAGUUUCCUACUUUUGCGGGGG